UAGAAAGCCGUUUUUGCUGAGGGUUUCUGUUCUCUGGUCCUGGCAUAGCAGUAUGGUAUAUGCAAGAGGACUUCAGAUCACGGGAAAUGGAAUCAAAAGUUACGUUUAUUUUGGUGCAGAGUUUUGAAACCCAUCCACGUUUUUUAAAAUCGCAGUAAGCAUUUUCAUGAACUUUUGGAAGAGCCUCACGUGGUGUGAUGACAGUUUCGCCAAACCUAGGAGGCAGUAACUUUCUGGGAGUUGGCUGCCAUUCCGGGGUGCGCUGGCUUCAUCUGCAAGACGUCCCCAUCGCGGAUUCCCCUGACCCCGUCCUGCGGCCCCCAGUGCCUCAAUCCCUUCCCGGCCCCGCCACCCUCUGCUCCCUGGCCUCGCAGACCCGCCCAGGCGCAAAGCUGAGACGCGAAGCUCCCGGGGCCCCCGCAUCGCGGGGCGCAGGUCGCCACGGACGACUCGGAGCGGCCAUGUGCUCGCCCCCCGAGCGAGGGCAAGAAAUCCCUGCAGCUCGGUUUUGUUCAAUGGUCCGCUCCCUGAGUCCCGUUUCCCCACUGGCUGCCCCUCAUUAGCAUGAACGGGGGUGGGGGGAGAGCCGGCGAGCGCGAGCCCAGGCCGGGUGUGAGAGCCCGGGAACCCUGCCUGCCGAAAUGACAGCUCGGGCUCUGUGGCUUCUCUGUUUGCUCGUGGGAUCAGCCCCCGAGGCCCCGGGGCUGGAAAGGAAAGCGUCGCCGCCUCGCGACAGAAAGCCCGACCCCAGCGGCGUCCGGGGAGCCGAGGUGACGCCGGGCCCCCGGGGGCAGCCGGUCCCCGAAGCCCCCCGGCGGCCGCGCGCGGCGGACACCGCCCCCCGCGCCUGGCCCGACCCCCGCCGCCGGAAGGCCCCGCCACCCGCCGAGAACCGCGCCGGCUUCCGGGAGGCCACGCGCGCGCCCGCCGGCCCGCCGGCCCCGCGGCUCGCGCAGGCCGACAACCGCCCGUCGCCGCGGCGCGCGCGCGCCCGGGCCCUGCGCUUCCCGGCCGCGCGGCGCGCCGCCGAGGCCCCCGACGGCCACGCCCACCCCAACCGGCCGCGCGCCGCCGCCGCCGCCGCCGCCGCCCCGCCCCCGGGGCCCGCGCCCGCGCCGCCGCCGCCGCGGAGCGACCCCGAGCCCGGCGCCGAGCCCUGCGCGCGCGCCUGCCGGGCGGACGCGGACGAGCGGGAGGCGUUCUGCGCCAGCGAGUUCGCCGUGAACGGGAUCGUGCACGACGUGGACGUGCUGGGCACGGGCGUCCGGCUGGUGACGCUGCUGGUGGACCGCGACGGGCUGUACAAGAUGAGCCGCCUGUACGUCGCGCCCGACGGGUUUUUCUUCCGCGUGCACAUCCUCGCCCUGGACGUCUCCAGCUGCCAUAAGCCGUGCCCAGAGCUGAAGCCUGGCAGCAGGUACAUCGUGAUGGGCCACAUCUACCACAAGAGGCGGCAGCUGCCCGCAGCCCUGCUGCAGGUCCUGCGAGGGCGCCUGCGGCCGGGAGACGGGCUGCUCGGCACCGGCAGCGGCUACGCGAAGAGGUUUAACCGCCGGCGGGCCGGGCGCGUUCAGGGCGCGGCUCUCACCCAGUGCCCCUGACUCCCGGCGGCCUCCGCCCUCCCGGCCCGGGGUCCCCACCCACGGCUGCCCCGGCUGCAGGCACCGCACUUAGAACCGCGGCUUCCCGAGCCCGGCGGCCCGGCCCCGCCACCCAGCGGCCCCGCGGCCGCGCUGCGAUCCGUCCAGCUAACAGAUCACGGCGUCAUGUCAAGUUUUUAAAUUAUUUUAAUUUAAUGCCAACUCUUCAGUAGAAAUGGUUCACACACACACGCACACACACACACAUUUCUUGAAAUAUACAACUUUGGAUAGCUUACAUCAUGAAUCAAACCAAAUUUUAUAUGCAAACCAUCACAUUUUAAGUUCUGUACAUUAGUAAGCGCAGAGUCCAGGACAAAUACUAAAAUUUUACAUUUGAACAGUCAGUCCUAACGGGCUCACUUCAAGCAGACAAGUGUUCCUGAGGCACCAAGACAUGACACAGCUUGUCUCCCCAAUGCCUCCCUGCUCCUAGUAGCUUAGGUUUCACGCUAAACGGGCAGCUAUUCCAAUGCUAAAUGUAUCCUGGGUGUAUCUGAUGUCAUUUUACAAUGAAGACCAAGUGCCAUGUUUGUAAAGUAGUAAACCUUGCUUUGAAGUCCGA
Oryctolagus cuniculus (rabbit) is the source of this 2205-nucleotide messenger RNA. The record is from RefSeq and is a predicted model, not a curated record. Lineage: Eukaryota; Metazoa; Chordata; Mammalia; Lagomorpha; Leporidae.